AUGAUUUCAAUUAGAAACUGUCAAAUUUCAGAUUUAUUGGCAAUGCAAAAUGCCAAUCUUACAUGUCUACCAGAGAAUUAUCAAUAUAAAUACUACUUAUACCACGUCUUGACAUGGCCACAACUUUCAUUCGUUGCUGAAGAUGAAAGUGGAAAGCUUGUAGGUUAUGUUUUAUCGAAAAUCGAUGAGAAUAACCCAAAGAGAGGACAUAUUACUUCAUUGGCUGUAUUGAGAUCACAAAGAAAAUUGGGAAUUGCAACAAAAUUAAUGAAACAAUCACAAUAUGCAUUGAUGGAAGUAUUUGAAGCAGAUCACGUUUCACUUCAUGUAAGAAAGAGUAACAGAGCAGCAUUUACACUUUAUCAUGAGAUUCUAAAGUUCAAGAUUCAAGAGAUUGAAACAGAAUAUUACGGUGAUAAAGAAGAUGCAUACUCUAUGGUUUUCAAUUUUAGAGAGGAAGACAAUAAGAAUGAAAAGAAAGAUACAAAGUCAACUGCAGCAGCUGACAAUAAACCAAAAGGACAACCAGCAGCAAAACCAAAGCCAGCAUCUGCAAAAAAGAAAGCUGCUGCCAAGAAGAAAUAA
Molecule: messenger RNA, 585 nt
Organism: Heterostelium album PN500
Lineage: Eukaryota; Evosea; Eumycetozoa; Acytosteliales; Acytosteliaceae
Gene: natA
Product: GNAT family N-acetyltransferase
Exons: 5
Coding region: 1-585 (194 amino acids)
Biological process (GO): N-terminal peptidyl-glutamic acid acetylation
Cellular component (GO): NatA complex
Molecular function (GO): protein-N-terminal-glutamate acetyltransferase activity; protein N-terminal-serine acetyltransferase activity
Source: RefSeq, a predicted model, not a curated record